This is a messenger RNA of Hyalella azteca, 4672 nucleotides long. Its product is annotated as protein mono-ADP-ribosyltransferase PARP12. The record is from RefSeq and is a predicted model, not a curated record. The transcript is spliced from 2 exons. NCBI's taxonomy places the organism in Eukaryota, Metazoa, Arthropoda, Malacostraca, Amphipoda, Hyalellidae. Gene Ontology annotation, molecular function: metal ion binding; NAD+ poly-ADP-ribosyltransferase activity. Bases 171 to 3239 code for a protein of 1022 amino acids.
AAAUUUCAUAUUUACCAAAUUGAUUUCAUAAUUCAUAAAAAUUUGCUAGGUUCUCAUGUCAUAAAGACUUCAGAAAUUUGCAUGUUAUGAGGACUUGCUACUAUAGGUUCUCAUGAAAAUUCUCUUAUUAUUAUUCUGCAUCUGGUGUUCUAGUUUCUCAAAUAGGCACCAUGAGCUCUGGUCCAUUCUUCCGUGGUGUUGGAAUUCAACAUUCUAGUUCAAGAGGCAGAAGUAGGCCUCCUAAUGCAAGAGGAAAUUCAAGUCACAGGGGACUUGCCUCAGGCUCCAAUUAUUAUCCUGCAUCAGGUGUACCAGUUUCUCAAAUAGGUGCCAUGAGCUCUGAUCAAUUUGUUGGAAUUCAACAUUUGAGUUUGAGAGGCAGAAGUAGGCCUCCUAAUGCAAGGGGAAAUUCAAAUCACAGGGGACCUGCCUCAGGCCAAUUUCUUGAUGUUGCUGAUGUUGUAAAAAUGUUAUGUGCAAUACCUCAGCAUGCAAUUCCAGCCAUGGUGAUAAGUUCUCGUCUGAACUGUACUGGACAUGCGUUAAAAUGUGUUACUGAAAGAUUCAAGCAUUUUCUCACAAGUGUUGAGACUCCAUCUGGUAUCAUGAUUGAACUCAAACCCCAUGUUAAACUUUGUCAAGAAUACAUCAAACCUUCUGGCUGCUCUGCCACACCUCACUGCAAAAAACUUCACAUCUGCCAUGAGUUUACCUACGGGACUUGCCGUGAACAUGACUGUGAGUUUGGACAUCGAUGGAAAACAAUUCAUAAUGAGAAUGUUUGGAAAUACUUUUUUCUUGGAGAUGUGUGUGAACUUGUUCUAGAAUCUAUCAUGAAAAAACACAGAAUGCAGGACAGUAGUCCUAAAGUAUUUGUGUGCAAGAUGUAUAAUGAUCACUGUUGUGUUGAUUUAUAUGCUUGCAAAAAUUUGCACAUCUGCCAAAGGCUCUUUGAAGGAGAAUAUUGUUGCAAAAACGACAAUUGUUCUCUAAAUCACAGCAUUGUAUCUAAUCAGUGCUUAUCUGUACUUGACAAAGCUGGCAUCAACACCAAUGAUAGCCCUAGAGAUCUUUUAAAAUGUGUUCAAAAUUUGAUGAAUCAGGUCAAAGGCUGUCAUGCUAGGCAUGAAAAAGCAAAAACCCAAAUACUAGAUGACUUUCAAACCUUGCAAGAUCAAGAGAUCAAGGUAAAAGAAAUCGUUUCAAGUCUGCUUGUGGCUCCUGGAUUCUGGAGUUCUGUAUCUACCCUGUCAAAACGCCUAGAAAUGAGCGAUACCAAUCUGCAAAAGCUUAUAAAUCAUUACUAUUUUCUGUUCGUGAUUUACCAAAAGUCAAGUGAAGAAUGCCUUGUGAAGCUGCAGCCACGCAUGGCUCUGUGCCACUUUUACUCAGCUACUUCCAAAUGCCGAAAUGGAUCGUCGUGCAGCUUCCUACAUUUUUGUGGUGCUUUCAUGAGUGGAAUUUGUGAAGAUGAUGAUAACUGCAGUCAGAUUCACUACAUGACUGAACAGCCCAAUGAUUCGAUUCUGAGAAAAGCCUUCUUGAAUGGAGUCCCUUUGGGACUCCUUCUACCAUACCUAAAGAUCCGAUUUUGUGCUCCUAAAGUUCCUUUCAUCUGUUUCCCUUACAAUGAAGAUGAAUGCCAUAAUUCUGACUGUAAUGAUCUCCAUCUAUGCUACGACUUCCUCUUCACUCAGAAACCUUGCAAGAAUGACUGUACCAAGAACCAUGAUGUGUUGUCAUAUAAUAUCUUGCCUCUUCUUGAAAAGAAUGCCAUUGAUUCUCUGCCUGUCAGUGAGCUUAUUGGUCUCCUAUCUGCAAGAAUUUCUCACUGGCCAAAACGCGACAGCAAAUCCGCUUCCUUGUCUGAAAGUGAAGGCCAAGUAAAUUGUGAGGAAAUUUGCGUUGAGCAUCUUUCAUCUCAAUGUCAACUUGGCAGUAAAUGCCCUAAACUUCAUUCUCAGUGUGGUGCACAGUGGCAGUUGUUCAAAGAUGGCAUCUGGUUUAACUUCUCACCCCCUCAUUCAAAAACAAUUGAGCUGUCAUACAGGGAUGUCAACAAAGACUCGGUAACAUUGAAGUCCCAAAUCUAUGACAAAACUAAAGAUCAAAAAGAAAAAUUGGCUUGUAUGAAAGAAGAUGGGCUUGUUAUCGAGUUCGAGAAGAUGACUUUAACUACAAAGAACAGAAGUUUCAAGCUAAAUGUGCAAAGAAUUUCCACUCCAUCAUCAGCAGCUUCCAAGUCUGAAUUUGCCACAGUGUAUGGUUGGUAUUUCAAAGAUGUAAACGAUGCUUGGAUUGAGUAUGGUGAGCGUGACAGUGCCGGAUCUGUGUAUCGCACGCAGAAUAAAUCUAUUGACAUUGAAGUGCCUUACCUCAAAAAUGACCAAGGCAAGGUUAACUUGAACGGGAAUCACUUCACAUAUACAUUGGAUUUUGCGAAUAUGACCCAAAAAAAUGACAAGACAAGUACCGAAAGAAGCGUUUGCCGGAGACCAAAACAAUUAGUUGCGGAGUAUGCGAAGAAUGUUGAUCCCUUUAACUUGAAAAUGACCAGUUCUUCCUCGAGUUCAUCAUCAUCAAAUCCUGCCAAGGCAGCCCUUGUUGACACGGGUAACAGCGUGCCUGCUGGUGACUAUCCUAGCUACUGGGAUCAGAUGCAAGGCGACGGCCUUGAGCCUGAGCUGUUCCUCGUCAACUUGGCAUCCAAUGAAGGCAUCGCAGUAAUUGCUGAUAUUCUGAAGAACAUGCCUAAUGCCCAAGUGACAAGCAUCCGUCGUCUGCAAAACACCUUUCACUACGAUCGCUUCGAGAAUCGCAUGAAGCUUUUACAGGCCCGAGAGAAGUCAAACCAGCUCAACAUUCAACGCUUGUACCACGCCACGAGGGAGGUGCAUCUAGACAGCAUUAGUAAACAUAACCUCCAAUGGCGGCAAGACUUUGCUGACUCCGGCAAAAAGUUCGGGCGUGGCGCCUACUUUUCCAACAACGCUUCAUUGGCGUAUCAGCUGGCAUGUAACCUGCGCGGCGAGGACACCUCGAGCCCUGUGGUGCUGGUGGUUGCCAAGGUUUUCGUGGGGUCUGUGGUUGAAGGCACCUCAGAAAUGAAGCUACCGCCUCUGCGCAGCGACGGUCGGCCUUAUGACACUACUGUCGACAACCUCCUCAUACCUUCUAUCUUCGUCAAAUACGAUGACAAGGAGUUCUUACCGCUCUACUUUGUUUCAGUCAAAGUUUAAACUCUUGCACGCAUUACUUCACAUGAAGUUUUAAUUCAAACUUACCCAAUACUUUUGUAGUCUUUUUCACAAUUGACCUCUAAAAUCUCUUGAUUCUUGAUCACUUGAUUUUUUUUUUUUGUGCUUGUAAAGUCUUUCUCGCAUUAUUCGAAUUAUUGCGUGUUUUGUUAUUAACCAAGUGUAUUAAUUUUAGCUUCCAGCUUAUACUGAUGGAUUUUAGUGCACCACAAGUUCCACUGGAGAUCCUAUUACUACAAAUGGUUUGUUUAUUUUGUGUGGAUGAUUCAGGCCUGAGUUUUUUUUUUCUCCCGUUGAGUUGUAAAUUUGAUGGUGGUGCUUACUGCGUCAUAUACAGUGUUAUUAUUAUCAGUAUAAACGAUAUCUAAUGUGCCUUACGUUACAAAUAUUGGGGAUUUAUGUAUUUCUAUACUUGACGUUGUCCACGUCUAAAGUUUUUUUAGCCUUAAGAAAACUUGUUGACGGUAUCUUAUCACCGUUUUUUAUCACUGAAAAUAGCAUGGUUCCAGAAAUCAUCAAGCACCCUGAAAUAAUGGUCGAAAUUAUUUUUAUAACCAGACGAAGGAUAUUAUUAUGUAAGCAAGUCAUUUAUUAGCAUGUGCAACUUAGUGUUAUGGUUCACGCUCGUUACUUAAUACCACUUUUUUACUGCACCAAAAGUGUGCAGUACAUAAUUCCGUAUGCCACAACUUCUAUUACACUGGGUACUGAAUCAAAAUACCAAGUACCUUUAUUUAGUUAUGACGAGCAACAUCACAAUGCAUUUCUAAUGUUUUUAUGAAGCGACACAUAGGAUUUUAUAUGAUGCAAAAUAUAAUGGGCAAAAAAACAGAAGAAUAUUAGAUGGUUAGCAUUUAAUUCAACGAAUUUAACGUGGCAGUUUUCAUAUUCAUUCCAAGGGGUGAAAAUAAUCUAUUUACCUUUGACGAAAAAGCCCCAUUAUUGACUAGAACAUCCAUCUGAAGCAUUUAUUCCUCUCUGUUCUCACGUGGAGUUUUCCGCAUUGCGUCACCGUUGAGAUAAGAGUAUAUUCUGAGCGAUAAAAUUUUCGUCGACGCGCAACCACGAAUUUCUAUCUCUAUUGCCAGUAUGUGAGCUUGAGCUCUUGGCUUAGUGGAAUCUUUCUGAAUUUUUUAAUAGAUACUUCUUUUUGCCAGCGAUGAUUUGCAAAAUAAAUUUAAAAUAUGGUAUGUUCUUCCGCUGAAGUUUUGUCCCAUCAGUAACCUAGUUGAAUUUUUCUUGAUUAAUGCGUCAAUUGAAAAGGUUCACGCCCUGUUACGGGAAUUUCUGUUUGCUCUGCAAGGGUUACAAGCCCCAGUUUCCAUGAGGUUUCGAUCGGGACUUUGUUACGAUUCGGAAUUUCCUAUUUUAUUUCUGUGCCCUACUAAUUUAGCCAAUAAAUUGGAGGAAAUGUA